Solea solea (common sole) is the source of this 1243-nucleotide messenger RNA. It is a transcript of the gene and3, whose product is annotated as actinodin3. The record is from RefSeq and is a predicted model, not a curated record. The transcript has 5 exons. Bases 98 to 1021 code for a protein of 307 amino acids. NCBI's taxonomy places the organism in Eukaryota, Metazoa, Chordata, Actinopteri, Pleuronectiformes, Soleidae.
GGAAAGACUUGUGGAUUAACAGCAGUAUUUAUGCACCGAUAUGUCACAUACAGCACAUUAGACCAGGACGGAGGAGACGCAGCACCAGAACUCAAGGAUGAUUUUCCACAAGUCCCCAUUGAGGACAUUAUGCUGCCUGCUGUUCCUACCAGGUUUGAUAAAGGCAACAUCUCUUGUUAAAGUAAAGAAUAUUGCAGGGAAUUCAGUUAGCAUUGACUCAUCUCAAGCACAUGAUUUCCUGACUAAUUCUCGCCCUAAGAGGAAUAUCGACCCAAAGUGGUACAGAGCCAAUCCUGAUUUUCAGUCCUACUACCGCUUUUACAACAGCAUUGGGCACACUGAGGGUAUCUAUGAGAUUGAUAAGCUCAGGAUGCUGUAUCAGCAGAUGCGCUUCUUGGAGGUGACCUAUGGCCCAGACGCCUCCAGUUAUCAAAGUGUCAUGGGUGUACAGACUACCACAGCAGCACCAACUACAACCACCCAGCCUCCUCCACCUCCCACCACCCCCGCUCCUACACCAGACCCUCUGGCCAAUGCUCAGAAGAUCUAUCUGUGUAACCCCAAAGACCCACUGUGCAAACCUCACAUUGUCUACCUGCCAACAGGGGCUUUUCCAGUGCUGUGCGACCCACGACACAACCCGGCUUGCAGGCCAAAGACAGAGGAGGAGAUUAAGGCUGCAGCUCCUCCCCAACCACCCCCACCACCUCCAGCUCCAAAGAAGUCUGCCCCACCUCCACCUCCUGUUAUCACUGUAAAAGCUAUGGAGUAUGACUGCGACCCAUACUGGGAUCCUGACUGCCUCAUUGACCACCCUCCUUCCUCCCAGGAAACAGCUGCAUCAGAGGAACCUGCUGAGGAGAAAGAGGUGAAAGAAGAAGAAGAAGUAGCAAAAGCUGAGGAAAGUGGCCCUGCAGCACCAGACACAGAGAAACCACUCUACCCUUACUAUGACCCUUAUGAUUUCAAACGUGAUCUUUAUGAUCCCUUUCGAUAUGCCAAUCCAGCUCCUGAAGAGUAAACACAAAGAAACUUUUAGAAAGUGAGAUUACAAAACUAUACAACAAGACCAAUUUAAGACAGGGGUGUGAAGAAAAUCCACAAAAAAUAUAAAUUAAUUAAAUCAAAUGAGGCAGAUCAUCAUUCAUGGUGGGUUUGUUUUCCAAAUCUCACCAUGCCUUUACUGUAUGUUUGUAUGAGUGCUCUUUCUGUAAUAAACAAUAAAUGUUUGUGUCUAUUAAAA